CCUAACAAUAGAUGGGGCAGCCAUAGGGCGCUGCAGUCACAUGAGAUUGAAGGGCUGGACUGUGCUCAAUCUGUGUGUUGAGCUCUAGGAGCUAAACUCUGCUGCUUGUCUCCUGCCAGGGUCUCAGGUAACUUAGAUCUGUUUGGAUCCAUUUUGGAGAGUUGGUCCAGAACAACAUGUCUGACACAGAAGAAGUCGUGGAUGAAGACGUCCAGGAUGGAGAAGAUGAAUCUAAGCCAAAGCCAAAGUUCAUGACAAACAUCACAGCCCCAAAGAUGCCUGAUGGAGAUAAAGUGGAUUUUGACGACAUGUACAGGAAGCGUCAGGAGAAGGAUCUGGCUGAGCUGCAGUCUCUUAUUGAGGCUCACUUUGUUCAGCGCCAUAAGGAUGAAGAGGAACUGGUCGCUCUGGUUAACAGAAUAGACAAGCGUCGUGCUGAGAGAGCAGAACAGCAAAGAGUCAGAGCUGAGAGGGAAAAGGAGAGGCAGGCCAGACUCGCAGAUGAGAGGGAGCGCAGAGAACAAGAGGAGCAGCGUAAGAAGCAAGACGACGAUGCCAAGAAGAAGAAGGUCCUCACUAACAUGACUCAGCAGUACACAGUUGGACAGAAGAAUGAAAACAGGAAAGGAGCCAAAAAACAGACCGAGAGGGAGAAGAAGAAGAAGGCCCUGGCUGAACGCAGGAAGCCUCUCAACAUUGACCAUCUCAAUGAGGAUAAACUCAAGGAGAAGGUUGGUGAGCUUUGGCAGUGGCUGAUGGGUCUGGAGGCCGAGAAGUUUGAUCUCAGUGAGAAACUUAAAAGACAAAAAUAUGACAUUAAUCAGCUUCUGUGUAGAGUUCAGGAUCAUCAAAGUGCCAAGGGUCGGGGUAAAGGAAAGAUGGGCGGCCGGGUGAGGUGAAGCCGUUUGGGACAGAAGCAACAAAGAACAGAGAAUUGCCUGUGUGACUGCAGAGAAGCAUGUAAAAAGUUAAUCUGAGCAGCAACAAAUGUGUACAUGUGUCGUGAAAAAACAAAAGACAGAAUACUGUGAAGAAAUGUCAGCAUGUCUCUGAUGAACAUGUAAUAAAAGGAUGAGCUAUG
Molecule: messenger RNA, 1081 nt
Organism: Oryzias latipes (Japanese medaka)
Lineage: Eukaryota; Metazoa; Chordata; Actinopteri; Beloniformes; Adrianichthyidae
Source: RefSeq, a predicted model, not a curated record